AUGCCCUUGCACCACAAGGUUGGAGUGGCCGGUUUCGGCCUGAAGGAGUCAUGUUCGAUCCCGCUCCAGGAAAGUGUUUCGCAAGCAGGGCCCGGGCUGCCGCGUUCUUGGGGUUAUGGACAGGCUGGAUCGAUUGGCAGCCAUGAUCAGCAGCAUACAGAACGACCUCCUACAAGAGCUACAGACGCCAGCAUUCACGAUGGUCUGCGUGUUGUUGGAAGACAUGGCAGUCCGGGUGCAUUGCGAAACAGCACAUCGCGGAGUAGUAGAUCGUGGAUGAGCAUUACCCGAGGCACCGGUUUGGUCUCGGACAACGGUCACAGAGCAUUCGUGGGCAUCCCGAGGAUAGUGCUGCUUGCAGAACUGGAGGAGAGUGGUCACACCAAUCAUCGAUCAUCAAAGAAGACUCACCUUCAAGUGACAAUUGUACUCCAAUCUCGGGCAAGUCCAUCGCGGAUUCGCGGUAACGGCGUGAACGAGAAGCUGUGCUCCAAGAGCCGCGACUUCGCCAUGAACAUCAUCGAAACUCUUUUCGGAAGGACCGUAACGCCGGCUGAACGCCUGCGGCAACAUCAGCGGGCAUUGGCCAAGGCGCAGCGGGAACUCGAUCGAGAACGCAUGAAGCUAGAGCAGCAGGAGAAGAAGCUGGUUGCGGAUAUCAAAAAGAGCGCAAAGUCCGGACAGUUGAAUGCUUGCAAGAUCAUGGCCAAGGAUCUUGUCCGCACCAGGCGUUAUGUGCAGAAGUUCUAUCAGAUGCGCACUCAGCUACAAGCAGUCGGCCUUCGUAUCCAAACCUUGCGAAGCAACCAGCAGAUGGCUGAAGCAAUGCGAGGUGCCACCAGGGCAAUGGCAUCCAUGAAUCGCGGAUUGAAUCUACCGCAAAUUCAGAAGAUCAUGAACGAAUUUGAGAAGGAAAGUUCAAUGAUGGAUAUGAAGGAAGAGAUGAUGUCGGACGCCGUGGACGAUGUUAUGGAAGACGAUCUGGAGGAUGAAGAAGAAGAAGGCGAUAAGAUCCUCAAGGAGGUGUUGGAUGAGAUCGGUGUUGAUUUGUCUCAGCAGCUCACGGAUGCGCCUACCGGGGUCGGCGCCGUAGCAUCGCCUCUCACCGAGCGGAGACAAGCAGUCGCGAUGGGUGAGUCUGCGGUACCACCUGCCAGUCAACGCAACGAUGUACCAGGAGGCGGCCUGUCCGACGAGGACGCGCUCCAAGCGCGCUUGGACGCACUGCGAAGGUGA
This is a messenger RNA of Punctularia strigosozonata HHB-11173 SS5, 1236 nucleotides long. Its product is annotated as Snf7-domain-containing protein. Gene Ontology annotation, cellular component: multivesicular body; ESCRT III complex. NCBI's taxonomy places the organism in Eukaryota, Fungi, Basidiomycota, Agaricomycetes, Corticiales, Punctulariaceae. Gene Ontology annotation, biological process: protein transport; late endosome to vacuole transport; endosome transport via multivesicular body sorting pathway. The coding region runs from base 1 to 1236 and encodes 411 amino acids. The record is from RefSeq and is a predicted model, not a curated record. The transcript has 7 exons.